Prorocentrum cordatum is the source of this 3666-nucleotide messenger RNA. Lineage: Eukaryota; Dinophyceae; Prorocentrales; Prorocentraceae. The record is from the annotation of a GenBank genome assembly.
AUGUCGUGGGCAGCUCUCCAGGCAGCCGUCGUUGCAGGUAGUGCGUCUGCGGAGGCUGUCGCCAAGAGGUGCAUGCGAGCGGGUGACACGGACCUAGAGCGCGAGCAGGCCCUUACGAACAUAUACCACAACGACGUGCUGCCAGACUCAGUGCGCGCCCUACUUGCUCAACAUAUGCAGUCGCAAGGCGAUGCUGCAGGUGGUGGUCAGGACACGGCGGAGGCCUCGGCCAUCGAUGGUGGAGCGCCUGCGGAAGACACUUCCCCUAGCUGCUCGGCGGACGCGCAGCUGGCAGCCAACGUGCAGCCCAUCGGUCAGGCCCAAGUGCAGGCCGUGGGGGAGGUAUCGUCUGCUCUCGAACCAGCUGCGAGCGCCCCUGUGGGCGAAACUGUCGCAGCGCAACAUGUAGCAGUACCACUGACCGCUGAGCCGCACGGAGAAGCUGCUGCUGCCGAGGUGUCAGCACCUUCGAAGCACAGCGCUACGGCGUCUACAACAACUUCCCCGUACCACACGCCCCGGCACCUCAGCCCUGACAUGCGGAUCGCCUGUUACCAAGGCUUGGUGAAUGAUACAGAACUCGGCUCGCCCGCGGCGAAGCGUUCCAGAGAUGCCGAGCGUAGCAGCGACCCUGCGGGCAACACUGCAAGCGGCACCCACCCCAACAACGAAGACGGCAAUAGUGCACCCGAGGGCAGCGGGGCAGCACUUGCCAACGCCACAACUGACGCCACGGGAGACGCAGCCCCGACGUGCUGCAUCUGUCAGGAACCCAUCCUGCCUGGGGCGGAAGGGCAGUGCGGAGCUUGUCUAGUCAGGAUGCAUGCAGCCUGCCUUGUCGCCACGACCGCGGACCGCACAGACUGCCCCGCGUGCCGGGCCGAUCUCCACGCCUGUGGGUAUUUGGUCGGGGGCAGAACGAUCCGACCCGUGGCCGCCGAGGUCGUCCCACCACCGCCGCCGACGAGACCCAAGGGCCAGGGGAAAGGCAAGCAGACGCAGCCAUCCGCCGCAGAAUACGAAGUCGUGGAAUCACCACCUAUACAGAUAACGAACGCCGAGCGCCUCGCCCACACGCAGUUCGGGAGGAGAAAGAUCUGGGGUGCGAUGGACGCCCUUACAUUGGUGCAUUACAUCAAGCUUCGGGCCUCCCGCACGCGAGAGGAAGGCCAUGUCAUCUACACCAUGGACUACUACAGGCUCAGCGACCUGUCGCGUGAGCUCGCCCUGGACACGCGGCUCUACAGUGGCGAGAAGGACAGCGCAAGCCUCCCCACGAGCAUCGCCGCCGAGCGCGCUAAAGGGGUGCCCGAUUGCCUCCUCGGCCGCUCCGUGCUGCAGCUGCCCAAGGUGUGCCGAUUCCUCUUCUUCGUGGACAGCCCGACUGUCGUCCUCGAGCAUGACCUCAUGGUGUCGCACCUGCGCGCGGCGCUCACGGAGGCUGUCGCCCCUGGCAUCCCCUGCCGGGAGCUGCAGGAAUAUGUGCAGUCGCCUGCCAGCAUCGAGUCUACGCGUGCUUCCCUCGCCGCGCAGACGGGCGCCGACGUAACGCAGGUCAAGGCCCUCUACAACGCAACAGGCUACGGAUCGCGCGGGUAUGCCUUCGAGGAAGCCACUGGCCAGCCAGUCCCUGCGCAGGUCGUCGCGGUGCGGGACACGAUGGAACGGAUGGCCGACGCGCUCUACGCGGAGGCCACACCAGAGCAGCGCGCGGAGUGCGACAAGCGCAAAAGGAAAACCACGUACUUGUCCUUGAAGCUGCAGGUGAAGGAGCGGUCCUGGGUCGCACGCACCGCCGCGCUUCGCAGCGAGGGCAUCCUCAUCAAGUCGUCGUCCCUCUGCCGCACGGUGGAGGAAUACAAGGCCUUCGUCGGGGAGCAGGACUGGACGCCGCUGUCGCCAGAGGAGAUUGCCGCGCACGCCUGCGGCAUCCAAGCCAUGGCAUGGCUGAAGUCCAAGGUCAACGACAGCCUCCGGGGGGGCAGGCCCUUGUCCCUAUUUGCCAAGGCCGUGGCUCCGCACCUCGACUACAGCUACUCGGGCAAGACGUGCGAGUUCUACGACGAGCAGCGUGGCGUGUGGAUCACGGAGGGCGCGGAUGGGAAGCUCAAGGAGCAGAUGGAGAGGGCGCUGAUCGAGAGGCUGGCAUCGUACAAGAUCGUGCCUGUCUUCAAGGAAAACAAAGUCAAAUAUUCACCCGUGGCAGAACCCACCGACCUCUUCUUGCUGGAUCCCAAUGUGCAGACUAGCAUCUUCUCGUGCUUACAGGGUGUGCCGUCGAGAUUCGCUGCUGUGGCGCUCGACACACAUAACCAUGGGCUCAUGACCUUCAGGAAUCGCGUCACCCUCGACUUUCGCAGGCCGUACGCGGAGCAGGUCCGGGCCCCCACGGCUGCAGAUCGAAACACGCGCCAAAGCCCGAGUGAUUUCGUGCAGUGCGAGGACGAGCAAGUCAGGACAGCAGGCCAGGCGAUAGCCGCGUGGUUGCUCCGGUGCGACAACGCACCCAGCACCACGACAGAAGAAGUCGCCGCCCACUGCGUGCCUGUGCUACUCGACAUGAUGAGGCGGGGCGGCGGCCUCAUGUUCCGACACGUUUACUACGAACCUGCUGGGGGGCAGCUGGACGGCUCCGCACCAGAAGAUAAGAUCAUGGAGGCCUUGUACUCUCUCCGCCAGGACGUGGGCGCGUCUACAGGCUUGCGCGCGGGUCUCGAGGAGAUGCUCAUCGAGUGGGGGCUUGCGGGGAACAACGGAAAAUGCCAAAAAAAGAGCGUACGAGAGCUCGCGUGUGGCACGUACCAGCUCGGCAGUGACACGAGCAACGGCUACAUCGCCGUCUGCAACAGCAAGAUGCUCGUGGCCUCGGGUGACAAAAACCAGGACGACAUCUAUAAGGCCAAGGGCUGUCGCGAGGCUGUCAUCGACGAAAUCAAGAAGAGUGAGAAACUGUGCAACAACACCUGCAAGCAAUGCACCGGCGGCGGCGUAAUUAGCGCCAUGGCCAAGUACAAAGCGGGCCGGGACGUCGAUACAAACUGGCUCCUCCGCAUGAUCCUCAACGACUUUCCUUCCUUCGACGAGCCCUUGGGCGAGGCCGACCAGCGCCGCUUCGCGCUCAUCUACUACGGGUGCACGUUCAGGACACCAGGCGACGAGAUCCUCCCGUACGAGGUGGGCAAUCCCACGCACCGGGUGCUGGUGCCGCGCGCCCACAUGCUGCCAGGCUUCGCCAUCGAGUACAUCGAGUGGUGCCGCCUGCUCGGCAUCGCCACCAAGGCCGGCACUUCCAAUAGCAAGCGCAUGUGGCCCAAGCCCGCCAGCUACGUCGAGGAGCUGAAGAAUGCGCUCGAGCUGGAGGCAAAUCCCUACGCGGGAAAGUGGGCCGAGCUCGUGGAGCGGAUCGUGCCCUUUACCCCAGGCGGGGGUGGCCAGAAACCAGCUUCGCAAAAGGAGAUACAUGACGCCUUCGCAGACUUCGUCGGCGGCAUCAACACGCAGAGCCAGCCGCAGAUGAAACCGAUUGUCGCCUUCAUCAAGAGCAAGCUGGAAGAGCGUGGCACCCCCUGGAAAGCACCGGGUGGCCGCGCGGCCCGUGACCAGGUCCGCGUGUCUCAGAUGAUGGACCAGCACGGCAUGAAGCGGAUUGCUACGCUCCGCGCGUGA